Sardina pilchardus (European sardine) is the source of this 4935-nucleotide messenger RNA. It is a transcript of the gene rp1l1a, whose product is annotated as rp1 like 1a. The transcript is spliced from 5 exons. Gene Ontology annotation, biological process: axoneme assembly; intracellular signal transduction; photoreceptor cell development. NCBI's taxonomy places the organism in Eukaryota, Metazoa, Chordata, Actinopteri, Clupeiformes, Clupeidae. The record is from RefSeq and is a predicted model, not a curated record. Bases 1 to 4935 code for a protein of 1644 amino acids. Gene Ontology annotation, cellular component: axoneme.
AUGCACAGUGGACCCUCUGGUUUCCCGGACCUGAGCUCCCCGUUUAAGGAUGACCCCCAGCAGCCUCUGUCCCUCACGGCUCGCUUCCCCACCAACGUGACCACCGCCGCGCCGGCCAAGCGAAUCACCUUCUUCAAGAGCGGCGACGCGCAGUUCAGCGGCGUGCGCAUGGCCAUUCACAACCGCAGCUUCAAGUGCUUCGACGCCCUGCUGGACGACCUCUCGCAGAAAGUGCCCCUGCCAUUUGGCGUGCGCACCAUCACCACGCCGCGCGGCACCCACAGCAUCAAGCGCCUGGAGCAGCUGGAGGACGGCGGCUGCUACCUGUGCUCGGACCUCCGCCACGUCAGGCCCAUCAACAUGGAGGUGGCGGGGAAACGGCCGACCGUGUGGCACCACCACAGCCGCCCGCACAGCGCCCGCCGCAGGCCCACGCGGCCCGAGGAGGCCCCGCCCGAGCACGCCAGCCCGCACUACUACCGCCACCCCAAGCGCAUCGUGCUGGUGAAGAACGCCGACCCGUCGGUGAGGCGCUCCAUUGUCCUGAGCCGCCGGACGGCGCGCAGCCUCCGCGUCUUCAUGGAGGAGGUGUCCGAACUCAUGCAGUGCCACAUCAAGAAACUCUACACCAUCGAGGGACGCAAGAUUGACAGCAUCCAGACGUUGAUGCACUGCCCUAACGUGCUGGUGUGUGUGGGUCGGGAGCCGUUCAGGCCUCUAAUGGUGGAAUGCCAGAAGAGCUCCGAGGAGAAGCUCCCGGGGGUGAGCGCCCGCUCCCGCUCCAGCGUCUGCAGCGAGGGACACGAGAGCAAGAAAAAUGUGAAUUUUGGUCUCGAGACUAAGAAGAGCAUCAUCCACCCAAGGUCAGACUCCAGCAACAGGUCGACUCGAUUUUCUCUGUCAUCAGAGAAAUCCUACCCAAAUGGACUGUGUACACCUGGCCAAUCUGGUUAUGUCACAAACUGCCCUCAUACAAAGGAAGCCAUCAUAAAUGAUGACAUUGAGAAGCGAGUCCUUGUCAACAAAGAUGGCAGCCUCUCUGUUGAAAUGAAAGUCCGCUUCCGCCUCACCAACGAUGAGACUCUCCAGUGGUCCACGGAGAUCAAGAAAUCUCCUGGGGUCACCAACGACGCCAUUAACGAAAAGGAAGCAAAUCCCCAUAACCUACAGCAAGGUAAAGAGUCCUCAGAGCGGGAGUCAAGUGGUGAUGUUGAGGAGACUUAUGCCAAAGUACGCCAUAGACGAAUGGAGGAAUCUCACUGUGAAAACUGCUGCAACCACUGCCAGGAGUAUGACAUAUGGAAAAACCCCAUGCACAGAGAACACCACAGGUCAUCCAGGCUGGUCAAGUCCUCUAGCUCCAGCGCAUCGUCCCAUAAGAUUGUCCGCAAGGAGGCUUCUGUGGACAGCAUUCGCACCGUCUCCCGCUCCAGCGAGGAAUACACAGAGCACGUGGUGGAGAAGGCCUCGUGCUACCAACAGACUGUGGACGGAGGAGAUACCAUGGUGGAGUACUGCACCAUAAGCCGCUGCUGCAGCCGCAGUGAGGUCUGUUCCAUGGCCACAACGUCAAAGAGCAAGAGGUCCCAUGCUGAGAGGGGCGAGGGAGAGAGCCGAAUGCUUCACAACGGCGAGAGGAGACCAGACACAUCAGAGCGAAAGCACCGCCACUCGGGCAUGUGCUGUGUUGAGGUCACCAAGGCAUCAGACACAGAGGAUCGUCCUGUCUCUGCGGUAAGCAACUCCUCAAAAGUGCUCGAGUCCCUGAAGGAGGAUGAAGACGAUGAUGACCUCCCACUCGGCGCUUCCAGGAGCACUCUGUGUUCUCAGGGUGCUACUGAAAUUGACAAUGCUGAAGCAGAGCCCACCGAUACCCCUGCAGGCCAGGAGGUCGCACAGGCUGCAGAGGAGGUCAACGAGAGGUCAAAGAGUGCCUUAAGUGUGGCCUCCCACACCUCCAAGAAGUCAGCCCGAGCUCCCUCUCCCAGACCGAAAUCUAGCCAAAAUCUCCUAAGAGAGCUGUCUGGAAACACAAGACCAAGCAGCAGAGUUUCGAGUAAUGUACUUAGAGAAAAAGAAAAUGACAAGCUGGAAACUAAAAGUAACAAGAGCAGCAAAAGCACACAUAAGAAAAUCAGCUCCUCACAAAGAGACGAGCAGUCCUCAUUAGAGUUGAUGCAGACUUGCUUGCCAAACACAUCUCCCAAUGAUGUUGUGAAUGAGUGGUUGAAGAACAUUCCGGUUGAUGGCCCAAUGUAUGAAAUGGAAGACGAAUUAGCAGAACCCAAGGAUCCACCACAGGUGGAAUCAGUGGAGAAUGCUGAGGAGACUGUUCAAAACGAGAGUGAACAGGAAGUCGAGGAGGCUGCUGCAGCAGAGGAGAAUGCAUCUGAGUCGAAUGUUGAGAAGGAGCAUGCUCCAGUGGAGCCAGAAGAAGACACUGCCGUUGAAGGUGACGUGGCCGAGACCUCCCAGGCAGAGGAGUCAAACACUCCCAAACCCAACUCUGAUUCACCCAGAAAAGAGCAAUUCCCAAAGCGAUCCCACUCUACCGCCCAGGUCAUGAAGGCCCUUUUGAGCCCCAAAAUGGACAGAUGCAACAGCCUUCCAGAGGUCUCUCCUGUGUAUGGCAGGAAACUCAGCAAAUCUGCCAAAGGACUCCUAGACUGUCUCGCAAAACUUAGACUCAUCGACUCUGAUCCAACAGGCACCCAAAAUGAAAAAUACAGUGAGAUCAUGACCAUUCUCCAAACACUCUGGCUAUAUGACCCCACUGAGGGGGAUCAGAAGACACAGAGGGGCAAAGAUCAUCCCCCGGCUGAGGAUGAGGCAAAUCCCAGAUCAUCCUCUGGGGUUGAUGUCAGCAGUGGCUCAGAUGAGUCGGCAAAGAGCAUGAUCAAUGGUGGGGAGGAGAAAGCUGCAUCAGCACCUCCUACUCUGGUAGGAGAACCGUUGUCAGAUUCAGAAGGGCACAAAGAGGGGGCUGGUAGCGCAGAGGAAGGUGAGGUGGAAACCCCUGCAGAAGCCUCCCCAGAAGAAGGGGGCGAUGAAGAGAACGGCUCAGUCUCUGCACCAGAGCAGGCCGCAGAACCGGAGCAAGAGGAAGCUGUCCAGGAAAGCCCAGACGAUGGGGAGAAGAACGAUGAAGCCGGUACUGAAAAUGUCCCAGAUGAUGCCCCAGUGGAGUUGGGAGAGAGUCUUGAGAGUCCCAAAGAAAAUGAAGAAACAGUUCAGUCACCCACUGACAGCUCUGGGAAAGAAAGCAGAUCAGCCAAUGGAACCGAGAGCGAUCGUCCAGACGAUUCCAGUUCAGGCACACCUCCCUCUGUACAACGAGCUCAGCUGUCGAGGAAAGCCUCCCAAGACCCAGAUCCAAUGUGGGUGUUGAGCCUCCUGAAGAAAAUAGAGAAGCAAUUCAUGUCUCACUAUGCCAGUGCAAUGGCGGAGUUCAAGGUGCGCUGGGACUUGGAUGACAAUGUGAUGCUUGACACAAUGAUCAACGAACUCAAAGUUGAAGUGCAUAAAAGAAUACAAGAUAGUAUUAAAAGAGAGCUCCAGAAGAUUCAGGGUCGUGCAGGGAGAUCCCCGAGACCACCUGUGAACGCCCUGUCUAAAGAGUUCUCUGUUCAGACCGAUCAAAGGCGCCGGCGUUUGAAGGUCAUGCGUAAGCAAUCCCUCAUGCCAUCCAAAAGCGAGGAGAGCGAUGGUGCGUCUGGUACAGAUAACAGUGAUCAGCGCAGUGAUGACGAGUACUGCCCAUGUGAGGCUUGCAUGCAGAAGAAACUGGAGGCCAGGCAGGUGCUUCGAGCUGAGCUCAUAAACACCGCCCCCGUCAGGAUGGAUUUCGACCUGAGAAAAAUCCUCCAGUUCAAAAGAGAUCCCCCUCCGGCCCCCAAGGUAGAGCAGACACCAGCAGAGCCUCCCAAGAACCAAUCCGAGUCAGAGGUGCAAGACAAUGAAGGGGGUAACUUAGAGGCGGUCCAGGAGGAACCUGAGCAGGAGGAAGAGGUUCUAGAGGAAAACAACGCAGAGGAGGAGGGAGAUGAGGCAGGUGAAAAAGUGGACGCAGAAGAUGAAGAGAAGGAUGGCGGAGAUGAAAUAGUCGUUGAUGGGGAGGAUGGAGGUGAAGAGGACGAGGAAGAAAACGAAGCAGCAGCAUCAGAUGAAAUAGUUACUGGGGAGGUGGAGGAGGAAGAGGGAGAAGAAGCUGAAGAGACGAACGAGAACCUCGAAACAGAGGAGGGAGAUGAUGAGCACACUGCUGAAGCAGAGGUCGCUGAGGAAGAGGCAGCUGAAGAUGAGGUAGAAGAGGUGGUGGCAGAUGGUUCAGAAGAGCAAGACACAGCAAAUCAGCAGUUGAGUAAGGAUGGAACUGAAGAUGAGGCCAUUGCAGAGAAGACACCAAUGGAUGAUACAGAAGGAGAUGUCGACUGCAACCAGUGUGACUCCACUGAAGCGGUGGAUGAAAUAGAGGAAGAUGUAGAUGAGGAGAUUCGAAACGUGUGCAACGAAGACGGGACUGAAGAGGCCACUGAUGCUGAAGGGGAUGCUACAGUUCAAAGUGACACAGGGGCUGAGGAGGCUAGCGAAGGACCCCAGGAUCAGGACGAGGGUGAUGAAGAUGAGGAGGACACUAAGGUGGCGGACUUGAAACCCGCCAAAGGGGAAUCGUGGGAGCAGUUCCGAAACAGACAGAUGACCAGAACAUCAGUCGAAUCACAGCCAGGAUCGAUGGACUCCGUGGAGCUAGAGCUGGAAGCCAAGCAGAUUGUACAGUCAGUUUUCUCAAGCAUCUCUGGUCAUAAAAUGGACAGGGAUGAGACUGACGAAGGCUUGAAGAUUACUUCUAAGAAAAGAAGCAGGUCUCCUGCAAGAGCCAACAAACCACGGAGACCCAAGGACAGUGACAUUAAAGUGGACGACCUUGAGUUUUAG